AUGGGUGCCGUGGGCGCGCUGCUGCGGCCGGCGGCCUGGAAGCUGAACCAGAGGCGUGACAUCUCCUCCUGGCUGGCCAAAUGGUUCCCCAAAGCCCCAGCCAAGUCUGUGGUGGCCCUGAAAACGCCCAUCAAGGUGGAACUGGUGGCGGGGAAAACCUACAGGUGGUGCGUGUGUGGCCGCAGCAAGAAGCAGCCCUUCUGUGACGGCUCCCACUUCUUCCAACGCACCGGCCUCUCUCCGCUCAAGUUCAAAGCCCAGGAGACCCGGAUGGUGGCCCUGUGUACCUGCAAGGCCACCCAGAAGCCCCCGUACUGCGACGGCACCCACAGGAGCGAGAGGGUGCAGAAGGCAGAAGUGGGCUCCCCACUCUGA
Pipistrellus nathusii (Nathusius's pipistrelle) is the source of this 375-nucleotide messenger RNA. The record is from the annotation of a GenBank genome assembly. Lineage: Eukaryota; Metazoa; Chordata; Mammalia; Chiroptera; Vespertilionidae.